Uranotaenia lowii is the source of this 3061-nucleotide messenger RNA. RefSeq lists its product as uncharacterized. The record is from RefSeq and is a predicted model, not a curated record. The coding region runs from base 1034 to 2407 and encodes 457 amino acids. The transcript is spliced from 4 exons. Lineage: Eukaryota; Metazoa; Arthropoda; Insecta; Diptera; Culicidae.
GUAAGUAGGUGCGAGGAAAAUAGUUUGAAUUCAUUGCUCGUGGAGUACGUACAUAUGGGCGUUUGAGAGAUUUUUGGCUGGAAUUGGUUUCGGUUAUUAUUCGGGGAUAGUUCACAGGCAAAGACAGGACAGGUAGUGAGUGAGAGUUAGUGCCAAGUAAGGAGAGACGGGUGAUCGUUUUGAAUAAUUUCUCGGCCUUAAUACCGAGCGCGCCUGAAAGUACUUGACUUGGUUCGAGUCUUUUAUUUAGUUACGUACCAAACCCACCAAAGUGAUGGAUUAAGGCCCCGGCUAUUGUGAAGAAGUACUUGAAUUGUAGUGCUCGGCAAUGUGUGUGCGCCUCGCUUCGCCGUGAAGAAUAAGACGGCCGUUUGAUUGUGGAUGCUGUUUUCGAGUCGAAGAGUUAACUAGCGACCAACGACACAAAAAAGUGGUGAUUCUUAAGAUAAAUAAUCAUUCUGGGAUAAGUGACCGGUUUUUUUUUGUUCCCUCUCCAGUCAGAAGAUCCGAAGUUUAAAGCUGUGAUUUGCUUUGCGUAAACUUUGUGUAUUCUCAAUAUCUCAUGAUUACGAAAUGAGGUAAGAAUUAAAUCUGCGAAAUGUUCAUACAGGAACAACGUUUAGGAAAUGCUUUUGUUCGACACCAAGACUAGUGCAUGAUUAGCUAAGUAGUGCCUUACAAAAAUAAGAAAAAGAGAGAGAGCUUUUAUCUAAUGUGAUUUAAGAACAAAAGAUUUAAACGAUCGCAACACCGGAAAACCGUUACAUUUUCGGAGUGAAGCACGUGCUUGGAGCCAACCCACUCACGUCUCUCAAGGAUCUGGAUUUUCCCAAGAGAGCCCAAAAAAAGAGCUCAUCUCCGCAUCGCCGUUGUGAUGUCAUUACACCUGAACAAUCAACUACAGCUUUAGAAUCUGCAGUCUUCCAGAUGUCUAACUGAUACCAAACGCAAAUUACGAAACCAAAGACCAAAUAGUAGGCACAGUGAAAACUCAUUCGGAAGCACCCACCAGCUUUCCGCACAACCCACAAAAAUGGAAACUCUGGCAGCCAAAAUCCAAAAUGAAAUGCUGCAAAGCUCCUUGGGGGCCGCGCAGCGCUUCAAGAAGCGGGAACGAACGCAAAAUUGGGCCUAUGAGGAGAAGCACUUCCUUCUGGAGCUUUGCCGCAAGGAUAUGCACAUCAUCGAGAACAAACGGCUGGACAGUGCCCUGACGGCGCUCAAGAACCGGGCCUGGAAGAUCAUUCACCAGCAGUUCGCGAUGGCUUUCGGCACCGACCGGAACUGCAACCGGCUCAAGGAACAGUGGCGACGGAUGAAGGCUUGCACACGUGCCGAGAUGCUGGACUAUCAGCAGCGGAUUCAACGCUACGGCCAGGAGGCGGCCGAUCGCAAAAAACCGAGCCAGUUCACGUUCGAGAUCUGGGACUUCAUGCAGGAGGCCAAGAAGGUGUGCAAGAACGAGCUGAUGGACGACGUGGACUACUCCAAGAUGAAGCUGUCCCUGGAAGAAAAUCUGCCGCAGGGCGUCACCCUCAAGGAUUGCAGCGACGAGAAUGACGACGAAAGUUCGUCGAUGUGGGAGAGAAAAUCACUUAAUAUAAGUGAUGUUCACAUCAAGGAAGAUUCGAUGGACGACGAGGACGGAUUCGAGAAAAGUGGCGGACGUCCAGCGAAAUAUCCACGACUCGGAUCGCUGCCCAGUUCUUCGCCGUAUUCGAUGACUGCUGUGGCCGCUUCCGACAAUCCUCACUCGAAAUUCAACGAACUGUUGGCCAGCAGUUUCGCGACUCGGCUCAACGAACAGUUGGCAAACAACAACAAUAACAAUAAUGGCAAAAAUUUGGACGGCUACAGUCGAACGUUUGGGGCCAACGAUUCGACGGUUUCGGACUCACCGGUUAACAUGAGUCAAACAGAUUUGACCAAUACUCUGGAAGCGUUGAACAUUCUGAAGAACCGUUUUCACCAUUUGAACGAGUUGGGCCAGUGGAAGAUCCCUUUUCAUGAGCCGCAGAAUUUGAGUACCAACAGCAACACGAGUCACAGUCACAAUCUGGAGCAGUCGAAUCACCAUCAUCAUCAGAUGCAACGAGGAGGACAUCAAUCACCUUCAUCGGUCAGCACAACCCCCAGAGAACUGCAGCAUCCCGGUCCACCUGAUUCUCCACUUCCGGUGGCUCACCCGAUUCAAACUGCAACCGUCGAUCAGAACAGUGCUGCCAGCAGCCAACUUCACCAGAGCGAACUCGAACUUCGGAUGGAAAUCUUGAAAACCGACCUCGAGACUGCAAAAAUCAAUCGGGAAACGGCCGAAAUCAAUCGCAAAAUUGCCCUCCAAAAGCUCAAUAGCCUAAGCAGUUCCUCAACCAAUCUUUGCCAAAAUGACCCAACUCCGUCCCACUAACGUCGAAUUAUAACUCUAAAUACGAUAAUCUACAAGCCCGGCAACCUACCUGCCCAUCGAAACAGGCACUUAAAGUUAGGGAAAAUGCAAAGCGAACUACCAAACGAUUGAUCUUACCAAAACCUACCUCAAUCUCAGCAAUCGUCGAAGGCAUCGGCAAACAAAAGUAGGCCUUUUCCUUGCCCAGAAAACAGUUGUAGUUAUAGAGAGAUGAUAAUUGUAAUUCAAACCCAAGGUUGCUGGGUUUUUCUUUUUCUAUCUUUUAAAUCCCUCCGAGACCAAGAGGCGGAAUCAAAAGUCGCGCAUGUACCCUGCAAUUAGCACUCAUUUUCUCGUUUGUAGAACAAAUUAAUUAAAACCAAAUCAGCAAACCGCGGGGGCGCAAUUUUUCCGUUUGCCGCGAGUCUCUCGAGUUGAUUGUGCUUAGGUUUUAAUCAGGUGGUACCGUGGUAAUUAUUUUUACUUAUUUAAGUUUUUUUUUUGGUUUUAAGAUGUGAAGUACACAGCAUACUUAGGGAAAGCAGUAAUUCACCCAAACAAGCGACCUCAUUUUACGCGCUACGUCUCAUUGGAGAGGCAUAUUAUUUAAUUUAAUCUUAAUGUCUAACGUUGUUCAAUAACAGAAAACCGUUGUUGUAUUGAACUCGAAAGUAA